AUGUGUGGAUAAGGUAAAAUUUAUUAAAAAAAGCUGAAUUACGCAACGCCACUUUAGAGAGCUUUUAUUUGAUUGCAUGCUAUAAAAAUAGAAAACAUUGAGCCAUAAAUUCAUUGCAGUGGAAGUAUUUCGUCUGGGCCAGAACAGAGCACAGAGGAAUAGAUUAAGUUGUAAGGAAAGGAACGCUAUUGUGUUGAUCAAUUCGGCAUGGCAGGAGGAUUUGUUGCCCCAACAGGGGCUCAAGGCCAGAAUUACAAAGCAAAGAUGACCACUUUCGUUUUGAUUACAUGUAUAGUUUCGGCUACAGGAGGUCUCAUCUUCGGCUAUGAUAUUGGAGUUUCUGGAGGAGUAACAUCUAUGGAUCCUUUCUUGAAGAAGUUUUUUCCAAAAGUUUUCAGAAAAAUGAAAGAAGCCCACCAGAACCAGUACUGUAAAUUUGACAGUCAGUUGCUCACGACUUUCACCUCCUCUUUGUAUAUAGCUGGUUUGAUCGCAUCGUUUUUUGCUUCGGCUGUUACAAGAAUGUUUGGACGGAAGCCGUCUAUGCUUUUUGGGGGAGUUUCUUUCUUAAUUGGAGCCGCCAUUAAUGGUGCCGCAAAAGAUGUGGCCAUGCUUAUCAUCGGUCGCAUCUUGCUGGGUGUUGGAGUCGGCUUUGCUAAUCAGGCCGUUCCCCUGUAUCUGUCUGAAAUGGCGCCUCCAAGACUGAGAGGAGGGCUGAACAUGUGCUUCCAGUUGAUGGUUACGAUCGGUAUACUCGCAGCCAAUUUGAUAAAUUACGGCACACAGAAGAUCCAUGGUGGAUGGGGUUGGCGGGUAUCUUUGGCUCUGGCGGCAGUUCCUGCAGGUAUAAUGACAGUGGGGGCAUUGGGUUUGCCAGACACCCCUAAUAGUAUGAUCGAAAGAGGGCAUCAUGACAAGGCCAGAAACAUGUUACAGAAGAUCCGAGGAACCCACGAGAUUGAAGCUGAAUAUAAUGACUUGGUGGAGGCCAGCGAAGCUUCUAAGGCCGUGAAACAUCCAUUCAGGAAUAUAUUGCAGAGGCAAUACAGGCCUCAUCUGGUCAUGGCCAUAGCCAUUCCCUUUUUCCAACAGCUCACAGGGAUUAAUGUUAUCAUGUUUUAUGCCCCUGUUCUCUUUAAAACCAUCGGCUUCGCUAGCAAUGCUUCUUUGCUUUCUGCUGUCAUAACUGGUCUUGUCAAUGUGCUUGCUACCUUAGUUUCCAUUUUUAGCGUUGACAAGGUUGGGAGGAAAUUUCUAUUCAUGGAGGGAGGAGUUCAGAUGUUUAUUUCUCAGAUUAUCAUUGCAAUCAUUCUUGGAAAGGAAUUUGGAUCCAAUGGGGAAGGAAGCCUCGGCAAGGGAAUUGCCAUAGUUGUGGUGAUUUUGAUAUGUAUUUAUGUUGCAGCUUUUGCAUGGUCAUGGGGGCCUCUUGGAUGGUUGGUUCCAAGUGAAAUCUUUCCCUUGGAAAUCCGAUCUGCAGGGCAGAGUAUCAAUGUCUCUGUGAACCUGCUCUUCACCUUUGUCAUUGCCCAAGCCUUUUUACCCAUGCUCUGCCAUUUCAAGUUUGGAUUGUUCCUUUUCUUUGCUGGAUGGGUUCUGGUGAUGAGUGCUUUCGUUCACUUUUUGCUGCCAGAGACCAAGGGUAUACCAAUCGAAGAGAUGCCCCUUGCAUGGAAGUCACACUGGUACUGGGGGAGAUUCAUCCCUGAGGAUUACAGACCCGAUGUAGAGCUCCCUAAAGCCACCAAGGCUUAAUCUAAUGUCUUCUGCUACUUGCUUCUUUUGAAUACUAUAUAAAAUAGUUCUGCACAAGAUGGUGCCCCGUCUUCUUUGGUUAUUCAGAUUAUUUGUAAAGAAGCAUUUAUUUAAAUGUAGUUAUCUUUAUGCCAGUGAAAA
This is a messenger RNA of Cryptomeria japonica (Japanese cedar), 1893 nucleotides long. Its product is annotated as sugar transport protein MST6. The coding region runs from base 208 to 1752 and encodes 514 amino acids. Gene Ontology annotation, cellular component: membrane. Gene Ontology annotation, molecular function: monosaccharide transmembrane transporter activity. The transcript is spliced from 4 exons. The record is from RefSeq and is a predicted model, not a curated record. Gene Ontology annotation, biological process: monosaccharide transmembrane transport. NCBI's taxonomy places the organism in Eukaryota, Viridiplantae, Streptophyta, Pinopsida, Cupressales, Cupressaceae.